AUGGAGGUAGAAGGGCAAAUGUUUGCGAGGAAUCUGGUCGAGCUGAGCGAAGCGCUGAAGCACGUUCCUUCAAAGAGAGGAUGUGUGCAAUGCGAUGGCAACGCAAAGCUCCAGUGUCCAUCAUGCCCCUCAGGCCAGAGCUGCCAGUUCUCGGUCCCUACAGACUGCACACAAUGCCCGGCGGCUGUCUGCCUGCCUAACGACACGACGCCUCCGCCGAGCAACAACGGCGGGAAAUCUGGCGGCGACAGCGGACCCAACGUCGGCCCUAUCGCCGGAGGUGUCGUCGGCGGUGUUGCCGCAAUCGCCAUUCUGACGUACCUAGUCUGGAGGUUCCUCAUCAGACCGAAGAGAUCAAGCGUCACUCAGUCGAUCUACGAGCCUUCGGGCAACUCAGCUCGCGACAUCGAGAAGGACAACGCUUCGCGAAUCACGCAUCGCUCCUCUACCCACACAGUUCAUUCCAUCGCCUCUACCGUCCUGACGCGAGCGUCCAACAUCAUCCAGAUUGCAUACAUCCCCGGUGUCACCAACCGAGCAACGCCGACGUCGCCGACCGUUCUCGUGCCUCCCGUCCCGCCGAUCCCGAUGCACCACUCCGACGCGAACCGUGCGUCCAAUCAGGACGAUCAGCACUUCUUCGUCCCCGGCAACCUGCGAGACUCAACGUAUUCUGGCAUCUCCGAGUUCUCGGACCGCACUUCGUACGCGCCGCGCUCCAGCAUCGCGUCGACAAUCUACGGCAAGCAGGCACAGAUCCAGACUCCCGCGCAGACCGGCAUGCGUGCCAAGCCUACCGUCGUCAGCGUGAAGUCGGGCAAUGCCAGCGGGGCCAACACACCCCCCGUUCCCAGCAUCGACUUUGAGAGGUUCGGUGCCGGAAGGCCACAGAGCAACGCCAGCGUCUUCAGCGUCGGCUCGACGUUCGUCAACAAUGCGAAUACGGCCACGCAAGCAAGGGCACAGGUGGUGAAGCUGGGCGGUGGCCUGAAGAAGAUUGAUGUCGGGGCCAAGCCGGAGGCCAGCGUCUCGUCCACAUCACUGGCGUCGACGUCGUCGCCGGCCCCGUCUGCGAAGAACGCAACAGGGGAGCCUCACACGGCAACUGUCAGCGAUGCGUCGCCUACCGGUGAUCUUGGUCCUUUCUCUGACCCUCCGGCUACGCCCAAGACUGUCAAUGUCCCGAAACUCGUUGCGGUCAUGGAGGAUGAUGAGGAGCCCGCUCGAUCUGGCAGCCGGACGUCGAAACGAUCUCCUUCGGCUGAAAGGGGACGUAGCCCUUUUGGUGACGAGCAUGCCACAAAGGAAUGA
Molecule: messenger RNA, 1311 nt
Organism: Purpureocillium lilacinum
Lineage: Eukaryota; Fungi; Ascomycota; Sordariomycetes; Hypocreales; Ophiocordycipitaceae
Source: RefSeq, a predicted model, not a curated record